AUGGCGCCGUCCGACUCCUCGCCUACGACGGAUAGCCCCACCUUGACUAUAUCUGUCCCCAAGGAUUUAUCAGGCAAUCCCAUUCCUCACCAUAACCGAUGGGUCUAUCUAACUUCGUCUCUCAUUAACACUGAGUUAAGUUCAUUUGGUGCCAAUGCACUUAUUAUCGCCGCUUUCAUAUCUUUCAAUACCUCAGCUACCGGCCACCGAUUCUACCAAUAUCUGGACGAUACGCACGGCGUAUAUAAGGUUAACUUAUGGGGAACUUUCAUCAUCACGUCUGUAUUCUUUUGGCUGUGGUCUGCUAUAUUUGCCAUUCCCGACUUGACUGGAUGGCCAAGGUGGUUGUUCAAAUACAAAACACAGCCUUUCGUCCGGGUCAAUGGGAAAGCAUACUUUCGUAUCGCGAAGAUCUCUUUACGAAACCAGAUGCUCGUUGCAUUUCCAAUGCUUCUUCUGGGCACCUUCACCACACAACCGAUGCCCGUAGCCCCGAAAUUUCUACCCACGCCAUUCCAAACAAUUGCUACGAUCAUAUUUGAUGUCUUUUGCACCGAAGUAGGCUUUUACUACGUCCACCGCUUGUUUCACUCGAAGCGACUCUAUUCAACAUUUCACAAACAACACCACGAAUUCACAGCUCCAGUUGGGCUAGCGUCGACGUACUGCACAGUUGCAGAACACUUGUUUUCUAACUUGUUACCAAACUCUAUUGGAAUACUGCUUGUUCCUCACCACUGGUCUCAGGCUAUUUUCACCUUCUUGUUUCUUGAAUUCGGUACCAUCUGCACGCACUCGGGAUACAACAUUCCAUGGAUGCCUUCAAAUCUACAACACGACUUCCAUCACUUUGCUUUUGACGAAAACUUCGGCCCUACUGGUAUCUUAGAUACCUUUCAUUGUACAAAUAAGAAGUUUAAGAGGACUAUGGAGGAAGCCCGGAGCCGAACCGGGGGAGAUGAUGCGAUAGCGAGGAAGAUUGUGCUUCAGAACCUGGCUAGAAUGGAAAUUGAAGAAUGA
Messenger RNA from Penicillium daleae, 1020 nucleotides. Its product is annotated as sterol desaturase family protein. Gene Ontology annotation, molecular function: C-4 methylsterol oxidase activity; iron ion binding. NCBI's taxonomy places the organism in Eukaryota, Fungi, Ascomycota, Eurotiomycetes, Eurotiales, Aspergillaceae. Gene Ontology annotation, biological process: sterol biosynthetic process. The record is from RefSeq and is a predicted model, not a curated record. The coding region runs from base 1 to 1020 and encodes 339 amino acids. The transcript has a single exon.